AUGGCACAAUCCCGUAAGCGUUUCUCAUUUCGCAAAAAGAAAGAGAAUCUAAAUGAUGACCCAAAAGCUGACAAAGCUGGCGCUCCAGACAAAGCUGGCGCUUCUGGCACUGUGGGCGCUUCUGGCACUGUGGGCGCUUUUGGCAAUGUUGGUGCUUCUGGCACUGUUGGCGCUUCUGACACUUCUGACGAUGCUUCUGACGCUGCUCCUGGAAAUGCUCCUGGCAAUGCUCCUGGCAAUGCUCCUGGCAAUGCUCGUGGCAAUACUGGCGCUCCUGGAAAUGACGAUAAUUCUGACGUUUUUGACUCUUUUGACGUUUUUGACACUUCUGAAGCUUCUGACGCUCUUGACUCUUCUGGCGUUUCUGACGCUUCUGACGAUGCUGGCGCUCCUGACGAUGUUGGCGAGCAGAAUGAAUGGAGAUACCUCCCAAUGCAUGCAAAGUUGCUCGAAAACAAGAUUUAUUCGAUAGAAAGGAUUUACAGCAGGGCUUUGAACACGGCACGUAAUGACCUUUCUCUUGAACAACACCUAGAAUUUUCUGCUCGCAGUAGCUCUUUCAUGGUACAGGUCAAAAAACCACUUGCAGAACACGUCUUGAAGCAGAAUGAAUUCUUGAAAAAUGUGAAAGAUAUGGCAAUGGGCGGUUCAAGUUCCCAGUCUCUGCCAGCCUGGCUCAUUCGUGGAUUUCGUGGUAUGCAAUGGGAAUUGGUAAUUCUUGCAAGCGAAAAGCAGCCAGGCGACAACGCUACCUUCAAGAAAUUAAAAAAGGAUAUCUACAAGGAAAUAUUCGGUGACAUUCAGCUGCUCGAGCUCUAUAAUGAAGUUGUGUUGCCGGGCUUUUUCUUGAUAGCCUGUGAGAGAAAAGGAGUAUGGUCGAAACCAAGACUUCAUAGAGCAGGUAUUAUACUUGCAAUGCUGUCAGCUUUAGCGUGGCUUUUGAGGGCGAUCCCUUUCUCGGAGAGGAGAACUGCUACAGCCAUCACCUCGUCCUCCAUCUCAAUGAAUUUGCCUUACUCUACUUGGUAUGUGGUCCCUUGGAAGCACUGGACCGUACAUCAAAGGGUUUCGAUAUGCGCGAGCUCAACUAUUCUUCUUAUUUUUCUGUUAUUGUUGGUGAUCUCAAUUAUUAAACCGCACUUUUUUGCGUGGCUCUGGAGUCGCUUCAACACGGAGAGAUCUGAAGAAUAUGACAACCGUACGAAGCUUUUACAGAAAACUGAAGAAGUAUGGCCGCUUGAUAUCUCGCGCUCCGAUUUCUCUGCCGUACCGCUGAAUGUCGUCGAGUGUCAGAGGUAUCCGACGCUGAACGAAGAAAUGGAUUCAGCAUUGGAGGUCUGUAAGAAUUUACCCUGUCGCUCGGUGAAGGUCUGUCGCUUACCGGAUGAUGACACUCGAUCAAGACUCGCUCGUGGUAAAUUUAAAGAAGCCGCAGACGCUGAGUUAGGACCAUGA
This is a messenger RNA of Australozyma saopauloensis, 1455 nucleotides long. RefSeq lists its product as uncharacterized. NCBI's taxonomy places the organism in Eukaryota, Fungi, Ascomycota, Pichiomycetes, Serinales, Metschnikowiaceae. The record is from RefSeq and is a predicted model, not a curated record. The transcript has a single exon. Bases 1 to 1455 code for a protein of 484 amino acids.